GAGAGAUGGAUCUCCUUUAAGUUCUCAUGGUCAGGGAAGCAGUUCACUCUCGAUAUCGCGGAGUCAGAUCGGUUGUUUGACUUGAAGGCGGCACUGUACAGCUUGACGAAUGUUCCUCCAGAACGACAGAAGAUCGUGGGUUUGGUGAAGGGCAAGUUGCCACCCGAGGAAGAAUGCAUGUACAAACUGGGAGCGUCCAGUAAAUUUACCCUCAUCGGCACACCUGAGGGAGCCGAGAUCAAGGACCCUUCUCAGGUCGAAUUUCUCCCCGAUGUCCUGAACGACCUCGAUGUCGACUUCACAGCCGAUCCUGCCGCGGCCGUAGCCUACCAGAACGACCUACGCAAUAUCCGCAAGGUCAAAGAAUAUACGAAGAAACUCAAGUUGAAUAUCAUCAAUCCCCCGAGGGAAGGCAAGAGGCUUCUUGUGCUCGAUAUCGACUAUACAAUCCUCGACACAAAACCGCUCACGAGUGGUGCCCUUCCCCCAGCAGAGUGUGCGCGUCCCGGGCUGCACGAAUUCUUGAGCGCUGUCUAUCCUUACUACGACAUCUGUAUAUGGUCUCAGACGAGCUGGAUAUGGCUGGAAACGAAGCUGGUUGAACUUGGAAUGCUCGGGUCUAAUCAGCCUUACAAGGUCUGCUUUGCUGCCACCUUUUUCUGCAUGCUGGACAAAACCUCUAUGUUCACAGUCUUCUCGCAACGGGAAGGCGAGACGUAUAGACAUUCUGUUAAACCGCUGCAGAUUAUCUGGAAUCACUUCAAGGAGUUCAACGCAAAAAACACAAUCCACAUCGACGAUCUCGGAAGGAAUUUCGCUCUUAAUCCCAAACAAGGCCUCAAGAUCUCAGCCUUCAAAGAAGCACACACCCCUGCCGCACAGGCUGACCGCGAGCUGAGCAAGCUCGCGAGGUAUAUGGUCCACAUCGCCAACUCGACAGACGACUUUGGGAGCUUCAACCACAAGGACUGGAAGAAAGUCGUCCGAGCGCUGCCUCCGUCAUCUGAGGGUACACUAGCGCCGAAUGGUGCAUGA
Messenger RNA from Stereum hirsutum FP-91666 SS1, 1035 nucleotides. RefSeq names its product HAD subfamily IIID h. The transcript has 10 exons. Gene Ontology annotation, cellular component: nucleus. The annotation marks the transcript as partial. NCBI's taxonomy places the organism in Eukaryota, Fungi, Basidiomycota, Agaricomycetes, Russulales, Stereaceae. Gene Ontology annotation, molecular function: phosphoprotein phosphatase activity. The record is from RefSeq and is a predicted model, not a curated record.